Molecule: messenger RNA, 2202 nt
Organism: Pseudonaja textilis
Lineage: Eukaryota; Metazoa; Chordata; Lepidosauria; Squamata; Elapidae
Gene: GIPC3
Product: GIPC PDZ domain containing family member 3
Molecular function (GO): protein binding
Source: RefSeq, a predicted model, not a curated record
ACCAUCUCAACAGUGAAUCUGAGGAAAUCAGGCACAAAUUGUUUUCCAUAAAUAAAAGAAGUGAGCAACUGGGCCUCAUGUGCUCCAGGUAUACCAGCAAAACAUCUUCAUUCCCUAGAGAAACUCAUGGCAUCUGCAAAUACCCAGAGACAGAAAUAGUUUGCAAGUUUGUGUGCUUCAGGUUGCCAGAUCGGGCAUUUUUUUCCUCCUGCAGUUUCCUGCGUGUGUGACUGGGCAGUGGCAUUGUCAGGAAGAGGUGCAGCUCACCGAACUGAACUGCCCACUGGAAGGUAGAGAUUAGGUUUCCAGGUAGCAGACCAGAGCUGGGAUCGCCUUACAGCCUUGCUGUUCCACCUGCAACAUCAAUAAUUUAAUCGAGGCCAUCGUCCCCUUUGUUCAAACACCUGGCAUCUCAAUGCUACGGAAGUCUGGAAAGCACUGCAAGAAAGACAACGCAGAGCAGCAGAAGGGGUCCCCCAUGGCCCAGGAGACUGGAGGCUCUCAACCCUCUGCAGUAGGGGAAAGAUGUGCUCUGGGCCAGAACGGUGCAGUUCCAAGACCACCCCACCCGCCACCCCGGGUGCGGCCUCGACUCAUCUUCCACACCCAGCUGGCUCACGGGAGCCCCACCGCCAAGAUUGAGGGGUUCACCAAUGUUAAGGAGCUCUAUGCCAAAAUUGCAGAGGUCUUUGAUAUCUCCUCAACAGAGAUCCUAUUCUGCACUUUAAACACCCACAAGGUAGAUAUGCAGAAACUGCUGGGCGGCCAGAUUGGUUUGGAGGAUUUCAUUUUUGCUCACGUCCGCGGUGAUACCAAGGAGGUGGAGGUCACCAAAACAGAGGAUGCUCUGGGACUUACCAUCACAGAUAAUGGGGCUGGCUAUGCUUUCAUCAAGCGUAUUAAGGAAGGUAGCAUAAUGAACCGCAUUCCAGCAGUCUCUGUGGGGGACAGCAUUGAAGCCAUUAAUGACCAAACCAUUGUUGGAUGCCGCCACUACGAAGUUGCCAAGAUGUUACGCGAGAUGCCCCAGGCACAGCCAUUUACUUUGCGCUUGGUGCAGCCUAAACGAGCUUUUGAUAUGAUCAGCCAGAGGACACGAAGCAGCAAGAGCUCAAGUGAGGGGAAAAUAGGCAGUGGAAGGGAGACACUACGGCUGCGUGCAACAGGCACUGCUACCAUAGAGCAGGCUCCAAGUGAGUUUGAGGAGGAAGCUGCUGAAAAGAUGGAUGACUUAUUGGAAAGCUACAUGGGUAUACGUGACCUCGAAUUGGCCUCGAGCAUGGUGGAGAUCACCAAAGAAUGCCAGAGCCCCGAAGACUUUGCUCGCAGACUGGAUUUGCUCCUGGGUGAAUUUGCCUUCCCGGAAGAGUUUGUCUCAGAGGUGUGGACUGCAGUUUGCAAGAGCAGGGGAAUCUCGGAGUAGUUUCAGGAGGUGGGUUGGGCAUUGAAGGCUGUUUCUUUUCCUUGCCACCCUGCUCACCCUUUCCCUCUUUUUCUCUGCUCUCCAAAUUCUCCGUAUCUUGCGCACACUGACAUCCACAUCUGGGAUUUCCAUCCAGAAUUAUCACCCAUGGCUCAAGGCUGACACCUUUGCAAAAAAUUAACAGGGGUGACUUCAAAUAGUAGCACCAUUGAACACAUGCUCUCCUGUUGGGGUGGAAGGAACUUGCUUAUAUGGAGGGAACAGAGAGAUACUACCGUGUGGGUGGUUACUUCUAAUUAGCAUCUAUAUUAGAUCUUCUUCCAGUAGUAUCCCAAAAUACAAUUGUUCCCCUGAAAGUCCACAUUAACAAGUCAGGAUGGCAUCUUCUCUGGUUAAGAUGUUUAAGUUGCACUCCUUAUAAUUGCAGAAUAGAUAGGAGAAUGCUAGGAGACACACUGCUUCUUGGCUACCCACCACAUUGCAAUUUCAGGCUUCUAUUAAAUUUUUAGUCCAGUUUUGUAACUGGAAAGGAUUUGAACCAUCAGUCUUCACAGUGGUUUCAGCAGGGCCUAGUGAAGGAAGUCAAGAGGACAGCCACGAUAAUAUGACUCAUGCAACACCCUAAACCUAACCCAUUAAAAAUGGGGAUUUCAAUCCCACAGUUGCAACUGCUGUCUUGAUUUUUUAACCAUUCCCUGAGGAUACAGUUGAUUUCUUAUGUAAUUUUUUUGUAGUUGGUGCUUGAUUUUUAAAAAGAUAAAUCUCUUCCAAAGACCAGG